GCGACCGGGCUGGCGCGGCGGGCGCGCACACCGGCGGUGCUCACAGGUGGGCGACUCCGCCCGGCACGCCCGAGCCCGCGCUGCGGGGUCCGAGACGCGGCCGCGCCCAGAGGAGCCGGUCCUCCUCCCGGUCCCCGCCUCCGUCGGAGGGCAGGCGUUGGCGUUAAUCAGAAGCGAGGAUGUGUUUACAGGAUGUGAGUUGAGUUCUUGCCGCCUUUACCUUCUGAGAGCUUCUUAUGCCUCAUGGUGACAGGCGCACAUCUUUACACUAAAGGGCAGUAUGAAGCCAGUAAAAAAAAAGAAAACGGAAGAACCCGAAUUGGAGCCCCUGUGCUGUUGCGAGUACAUAGAUCGAAAUGGGGAAAAGAACCAUGUGGCUGCUUGCUUGUGUGAUUGUCAGGACCUCGAUGAAGGCUGUGACAGAUGGCUCAGCUGUGAAUCAGUGCGUCCAGAGACUUGCGAGAGAAUCACAGACACAAUUUCUGAUCGCCUCCGAAUCCCUUGGCUCAGAGGAGCCAGAAAAGUUAAUAUUAGCAUCGUCCCUCCACUCGUGCUUUUGCCAGUUUUCCUUCACGUGGCUUCCUGGCAUUUCCUGCUGGGGGUGGUGAUUCUGACCUCCCUUCCCAUGCUGGCACUUUGGUACUACUACCUCACUCACAGAAGGAAAGAGCAGACGCUGUUUUUCCUGAGCCUAGGACUGUUCUCCCUGGGCUAUAUGUACUUCGUGUUCCUGCGGGAAGUGGUCCCCAAAGGGCAUGUGGGGCCCACCCAGCUGGCUCUUCUCACCGGCGGUUUAGUUCUGAUACUCUUAGCCUUGUACCGAGCCAAGAAGAAUCCAGGCUACCUCAUCAACCCAGCAUGCAACGACAGAUCCCCAAGCAACAGCCCAAUCGAAUGCCUAAUUCAGAAAGGGCAGGAAAAGACCAAAGGGUUCUCUGGGACAGACGCCUCAGGGAGCCUCAACAACCGCACACCGAAGGAUGAUAGUAAGGGCUCCUCCAGGGUGGGCCUCGACAGCCCUGCCAAAGUCAAGGAAGACUGGUGUGCCAAGUGCCAGCUGGUGCGGCCCGCCCGGGCCUGGCAUUGCCGGAUAUGUGGUAUCUGUGUAAGGAGGAUGGAUCAUCAUUGUGUCUGGAUAAAUAGCUGCGUUGGAGAAUCAAACCAUCAAGCAUUUAUACUUGCCCUUUCGGUCUUCCUGCUCACUUCGGUGUACGGGAUAUCGCUGACCUUGAACACCAUUUGUAGGGACAGAAGCCUCUUCACAGCCCUCUUCUACUGUCCUGGAGUUUACGCUCAUUACAGCUCGGCUCUGUCCUUCACCUGCGUGUGGUACUCUGUGAUCAUCACAGCGGGCAUGGCCUACAUCUUCCUCAUCCAGCUAAUAAACAUCAGCUACAAUGUGACGGAGAGGGAAGUGCAGCAGGCCCUUCGGCAGAAGACUGGGCGCCGGCUCCUCUGUGGGCUCAUCGUGGACACAGGCCAGUACAACAGGGGCUUCCUGCGCAACUGGCUCCAGUUCUCCACCCUGGGCACACACACGGUCCACAGCCUGGCUGAGGACAUUGUCUGAAGUGCCUUCCGUGCAGCUCUGAGGGCCGCUCCUCUGCCUGUCCUCAGCAUAUCACACGCCACGGCCAUGCAGGACUCAUCUUCAUUGCCCGCUUCUCAGAGGGUGUACAGGGCUAUGCUCAGGUUUGGAGAGAGGACUGAAGAAAGGGUCAUUUUCCUUCUGCUUUCUUAACUUAAGGGAUUUUUAAUAAUGAAGCAGCGAGAGCAGAGCCAUUUCUUUAGUGUCACCUUGUUGACUCAGAAACCGGGAGCUGCAAAGAGGGUGUGGAUUACUCACCACACCCAGAAGGCGUUUCCGCCCAUUUGUAUGAGGAAGUUAGUUAGAACUAGGAUAGUUCCUAGUCCUUUCAGUUCUUAACAGCCAUAUGACCCCUCGGUAAAGUCACUUUUCCCAAGUCUCAGGUUCUUCUGUGUGGGGGCUUCUGCCCGGCUACCUCAGGAGCAGCCACGAGGGCGACCUGAGGAGGGUGUAGAAAGCACUCCUGUCCAACUCAAGCCCUCAGAGGUAUCAGUAUUAUUAGGAAAUCCCUAUGGCUGAAGUAAACUGCUUGUAGAUCAAAAUGUUGAAGCCAAUACUAUUAAGACAAUCA
Meriones unguiculatus (Mongolian gerbil) is the source of this 2159-nucleotide messenger RNA. RefSeq names its product zinc finger DHHC-type palmitoyltransferase 23 (gene Zdhhc23). The record is from RefSeq and is a predicted model, not a curated record. Gene Ontology annotation, cellular component: Golgi apparatus; endoplasmic reticulum. The transcript is spliced from 5 exons. Gene Ontology annotation, biological process: protein targeting to membrane; peptidyl-L-cysteine S-palmitoylation. Bases 281 to 1570 code for a protein of 429 amino acids. Gene Ontology annotation, molecular function: protein-cysteine S-palmitoyltransferase activity. NCBI's taxonomy places the organism in Eukaryota, Metazoa, Chordata, Mammalia, Rodentia, Muridae.